Dentiscutata heterogama is the source of this 209-nucleotide messenger RNA. NCBI's taxonomy places the organism in Eukaryota, Fungi, Glomeromycota, Glomeromycetes, Diversisporales, Gigasporaceae. The record is from the annotation of a GenBank genome assembly.
GAAGAAAUCCUAAAUGGAAAUAUUGCGGAAAGAUAGAAGCGAAAUCUGAAAAUAUUUUUAAGGCAAAGAAUGCUGUUAAGCCUCCUGAGGAAGACAAGGAGGAUCCAAAGAAGAAAGAAUAUAUAGGCGGUCCAAUUAAAAUCAAAAUUAAUUCAGAUGAAAAAGAGAAACAAAUUGAUGUCUAUUCUCAGAACGAGGCAAAAAAAUAG